AAAAUAAGAUUAAAAUUUAAUAGUUAAGAAAUAGCUUAAUUUGUAUUCAAGGAGGGUGUGGGUGUGGCGAUGACCACCAUGGCGGUUCGCUCUGCGCGAAAUGGAAAAGUUGUCUUGUCUUCAUGGUUGAUUAAUAAAUCAAGUAAUAAUAAGAAGUCAGCCAUCUUUUGGAGGGCGGCAUCGUCUUCUUCCAUUCCCAAAAUUGAUGGUGAUAAGGUCAAGAAGAUAAGGGAAGAAGAACGUCGUCUAUCAGCUGUAAUUGACGCUCUCAAUGACCGCAAGCUCCCUCCUGAACUCCGUGGCCAACGCAACUCUGUUAGGUCAGAAACGGACAUUAUCAACGUUGUCGAGCAAAGAAUAUGGCACUCAAUGGAAGAAGGCCAAUUUGAGAAUUUACCAGGGAGAGGAAAACCCCUUAACCUCAGUACAAAUUCUCAUGCUGACCCAGCUGAAGACACCUUGUAUAGAAUCCUUUCAAAAAAUGGAUGUGCACCCGAGUGGGUUGAGCUUAACAAAGAGAUAAGGCGCCAGAUAUCUGAAUGGCGGUUAGCAUUGAAGAAAGCUUGGAUGAGCAAAUGCAAUGGGGAUCACUCCAAAUGGAUUGAAUGGUCAGAGAUUUUGCAAGUUCAACUGCGUCAUAUCAACAAUAAGGUUUUCCGCUACAACCUCAUCGUACCAUUUGGGCGACAGAUGUUUGGUCUGAAGUGGGAAAAAGAACUAGAUCGUGUAAGAGAAUGAGACCUUUUGUUAUCUGGCCGAGUGGGAUCUGAGAUAGUGUUUCUGGGAGCUGUUGAUUGCUGAUAUUGGUAGGAUCUCAUGAACAUGAGUAAUCUCUGUUCUAUUUAUCAGUACCCUUGACAAGAAGCACAUUUCUUUGCUUAGCAAACUUUAUUAUAUUUCGUUAUCAUAGGUUAUUUGUGAACUUAUUUGGUGGCCAAAUAGUAGUACAUGUAAUGCAGAUUCUUGGUAGGAAAGAUAUGGGAUACUUUCUAUUACAUGAUUAUGCGGUGACUAUAUAUAUAUAUAUAUUUGGUAAUAACAUAACAACAUAUGGUAUAAGUUUGUUUCUUUAACA
Messenger RNA from Populus euphratica (Euphrates poplar), 1075 nucleotides. RefSeq names its product dnaJ homolog subfamily C member 28-like. Lineage: Eukaryota; Viridiplantae; Streptophyta; Magnoliopsida; Malpighiales; Salicaceae. Bases 70 to 738 code for a protein of 222 amino acids. The transcript has 3 exons. The record is from RefSeq and is a predicted model, not a curated record.